AUGUUGAUGAUGACAGAUGAGAUGUGCUGUAAAUCAGUAGGAACUGAUCUGUCCAUGCUGGAUAUUGAUGAUUACAUCACAGAAAUCUCUCAGCUGAAGAAAGAGGUGGCGUUACUGGAGGCAACAUUGAGUUCAAGAGGAGAUUUAGGACUGAAACGAGAGGAUGUGGAUUGUUGCGAAUCUUCAUGGUAUGUGACUGAUGUUGUGAGUCUGGAUCCAGUGUGGAUGAGCAGAGAUCAGAGCCGCACACCACAGCCACUGCUGGACUCUAAACUCUCUGAAGAGAAAUCCAGACACACACAGGACUCAGAUCUCAGUCUGACUUUACUCUGUUAUACUGAGUCAAAGCCCACAGACACUCAGGACACUACAGUGUGUGACAGUAAACAGAGCUUACAGGAGGAUCAAACCUCCACAGAGUCUCUGGAUUCUGUCUGUAACGCUGGAGAACAGCAGCAGGUCCUGCAGAUGUGUUCAGUUAAACUCAUCGACUGCACGAACCUCAUGAUGAAGAUUAAAACUGAACCCACAGAAAUCAAAAUUGAACCCACAGAAGAGGAAGAUCACACUGAGGAAGAUGAUUUUAUUCUGUCAGAUGUGAAGAGUGAAGAAAUAACGUCCUCAACAUCAAAAGAGCGACUAACAGCACAAACUCUGCACAAACAGACAUUCAGCUCACAGAGACAUUUAGAGAGACAUGAGAGAAAACACACAGAACAUGAACUCUUCACCAGAUCUGAGAUCAGUUUUACUUCCUUACAAGAGAAGAAACUUCAUUCAGAAGAGCACAGAGAGAAGAAGAUGAUGAAGAAGCAGCAGUUUCACUGUGAGCAGUGUGGGAAGGGUUUUGUCGUCUUAUCUCGGCUAAAAGUUCACAUGAGGACACACAGUGGUGAAAAGCCUUUCUACUGCACUGAAUGUGGAAAUUACUUCAGCACCAAACAAAGUCUUGAUUUUCAUAAGAGAAUUCACACAGGAGAAAAACCAUACGAAUGUCCUCACUGUGAGAAGAGAUUUAGCCGUAAACAUUAUUUGAAGACACACUUACUUUUACACACCAAUGAGAGACCGCAUCACUUUAGGGAUUCAGAUUCAUUAAAAUCACAGCAGAAUAUUUACUCUGUAGAGAAAGUCUAUCAAUGUUCACACUGUGAUAAACGUUUCUGUUAUAAAUAUCAGCUGAUAAUCCAUGAGAGAAUUCAUACUGGAGAGAAACCAAACGAAUGUCCUCACUUUGAGAAGAGAUUUAGCCGUAAACAUUAUCUGAAGACACACUUACUUUUACACACCAAUGAGAGACCGCAUCACUUUAGGGAUUCAAGUUCUUCACAGCAGAAUAUUUACUCUAAAGAGAAACUCUAUCAAUGUUCACACUGUGAUAAACGUUUCUGCAAUAAAAACCAUCUGAUAAUCCAUGAGAGAAUUCAUACUGGAGAGAAACAUCAUCACUGUCAUGUUUGUGGGAAGAGUUUUAUUCAUCCUAGCAGUUUAGUGGUACACCAGCGAAUUCAUACAGGUGAAAAACCUUUCAAAUGCUCUCAGUGUGACAAGACAUUUACUCAGUCAGGUCACUUAAGAGACCAUAAGAGAAUUCAUACUGGAGAAAAACCUCAUCACUGUAGUGUUUGUGGGAAGAGUUUUAGUCAAUCGUCAAACUUUCAAAGGCACCAGAGACUUCAUAUAGGUGCUAAACCAGUGCUUUAAGUGGGCCGGAACGCGCCGGUACUCAGUACCGCCACUUCCAAAUAUAGCUCUUGAGCGCACCACCACCUCUCCGUGCGCCCAGAACGUGCUUUUAGCGUACCGGAACGCUCAUUUGCCAGCUGUUUAAAAAUCAGAGGUUUCAUUUAAUCCUUUGACUGCGCUGCCGCUUUUCAGAGCGCCCUUCACAAUGUACGCUUCUUAAUUCGUCUCACCGAGAGCAGAGACUACACAUACACCCAUGCGUUUACAAGUUAAAAGCGCAUGCGUCGCUUUUGCCGCUGACUGUCAGUAGCUGUGUCCCAAUUCAAGGGCUGCGACCUUUUAAGGACGUAUUUUAAGACCGAUUGCGUCACAGCAGCGCGACUUAAGGCCAGUAAGGCCGUCCCAAUUCAAAGGAUGCUUAGAAUGAAGCCUCAAAAUGCGUCCUCAUUUCUCCGCGCUGUUAAGGAUAGAACGAAUGGAUCCUUAACAGCCGAGGAUAUCCCAAGAGUCAUUGCGCCUCUGCAACGGCUGCAUAUUAUGGGUGGAUAUUUAAAAAUAAACAAUUAAACCCUGUAUUAAAUAAAAAUGUAUUUAUCAGAAAAUAUUUUUUCUUGUCACUGUUUUAGUAUUAUAAGUUAUGUUUUGUGUUAAUAAUAUUCUUUUUAUGUUGCGUAUAUUUAUGAGGUUGAUUAAUUUGGUAUACUGUUGAAUAGUUUAAUAUGCAUCAACGUGUCAUAUUUCUAAAAUAAAUUAAUGAUUUUUCUGAUGUCAUAUUUAUUUUAAUAAGUCAGAAACGUGCAGGUGGGCGCGUGCAGCAGGUGACGCUAAUUAUGGGUCCUCCGAAGGUUAGACCGUCUCAUUUCAGUUCUCUUCGCGAACUUCUGAGGCUUCCACCUUGAAAGACCGAGUGCUCACCUUUUAAGGUCGAAUGCUCAUAAGGUUGCAGCCCUUGAAUUGGGACACAGCUAGUCAGUGUGGUCUGGACUCGAGAGGUGUGUGCUUGUGUGUGUGAAACGCGCAACCAUAGGUGCUCGGUUAAAAUGAAAAUACAAUGAACACUUAAUAUACCCUCCUUCUUUUAGACUCUGAGUCGUAAAAGAACAAGGUCAGAAUCAGAGGACUCGCUGGCUGACAUGAUCCCAACAAGCCAAAAUGAUAGCUGCAGGUUAGACGCAAGCUUUUUCCAAUAUACCCUUUUGUAGGUACAGUACGUGAUAAUCUCCGCUGUCGCGGCUGUCAGUUUGGUUCCCCUCGACGCAACUUCGGAUUUCCUCAGGCGAUGUGCAGAGUAAAACAUUCUUGAAAUUUUAAUAUACAUUUAGUUUAAUUGCUUAACUACAAGUGAACGAGAUUUCAAUGAAUUUGAACGACGCGCACGGGAAUUUUACCACCCGCAAAAUGGAAAACAAUGGGACAAAAUAAAGUGAUGACUUUCUAGUUUCAAAUGGGCAGUAUUUUGUUAUUCUUGAACCCAUAGACAUGGUCUUGGUGUCAUUUUAAAGUUUUUUUUCAAUCUCUUUCAAUCUGAACAACUAGUUUUAGAAUUUAACCAUGCUGAAAAUUUUACUCACAUAUUUACAUUUUGCACAUUUUAUUUAUGUUCAAAAGUUCUUUCUAAUGGUAUUUUUCAAAAUCUUUUUGCACAUUUUAUUUAUGAGCUAUUUCUAGCUCAAGCAAAUCCAAAAACUUAUAAAAGGAAUUAUUAUUUUUCACAAGGUAGUCUGUUGACUGCUAAAUAUAAAACCCUUUCAAUAUAGGAGGAGUCGAAUCAGCAAAAAAAAAAAAAAGAGUACCGGCACCUCGUUUGGGUCACUUAAAGCACUGUGUUAAACCUUACAAAUGCUCUCAGUGUGACAAGACGUUUACUCGGUCAGGUCAGUUAAAAGACCAUCAGAGACUUCAUACAGGAGAGAAACCUUAUGUCUGCUCUCACUGUGGAGAGAUAUUCAGUCGUUCUAGAAGUCUUCAGCAUCAUCAGAAGAAACAUCCUGAAGAACAAACUUCACUGAAAUCAUCAUAGCACUGGCCACGUAUAUUUGGAGUAAAUGUUGGACGUGAUAAUGUGCUAGAACAAAACCAAUGGAUUUCUAUGAAUGACUUUGGCUAUUUCACAGUGUAAAAAGGAAAGGUUUUUUUCGAUUACUGUGUUGAAUUUUCCUUUAUUCCUCCCGACGAAUAAACAGGUCGACCAAUGAGAUCCAAACAUUAUGUCAUGUUCCCUGAGCCGCUGCUGUAACUAAAAAAGGGUGAGACGGUGACACUAAACUGUAUUGUGCGUGUAAACACAACAUUGAAACAAGUCAAGUUGAUUUUAUUUAUAUAGCGUUUUUUACAACUGUUCAUUGUUGCAAAGCAGCUGUACAUGAAAUUGAAAUAAAGAAAACCAUUUUUAUCAUUAAAGAAAGUUGCAAGUGUACAUAGUGGUCCAGUGUUGCUAGUUGGAGGUGAAGAUUGUGCAUCUUAAAAAUUUGUUUCCUGUAAUAGUUAAAUAACUGGAUUCUCUUACUUCUGUUUUUCAAAUGUUUUAAUGAAGAAUUUGUGCAAUUGAGAAGUAUUUUUUUUCACCAAUGUUAUUUUAAUAAAAUAAAAAUAUAACUGGAAAAUGUUGUGUUUGUUUUUCACCCCGCCACUGAUAGCAGGAAUAAUGACCAGAGGUGGAAAGUUAUGAAUUACA
Paramisgurnus dabryanus is the source of this 4360-nucleotide messenger RNA. RefSeq lists its product as uncharacterized. Gene Ontology annotation, molecular function: DNA-binding transcription activator activity, RNA polymerase II-specific; RNA polymerase II cis-regulatory region sequence-specific DNA binding. Gene Ontology annotation, biological process: regulation of transcription by RNA polymerase II. Lineage: Eukaryota; Metazoa; Chordata; Actinopteri; Cypriniformes; Cobitidae. Gene Ontology annotation, cellular component: nucleus. The record is from RefSeq and is a predicted model, not a curated record.